AGGCAGAAGGAAAGUUUACUUUAUUCAACUGAGACAGAAGAUUUCCCUCGAGGAUGGCGGAUACGGGUGCCCCCCUCAGCUCCAAGACUGUGUCUAAAAGCCAAAGUGCGAGUGCCAUCCUGUCCAUGGCUCAGAGGGAAGAAGAGAAGCCGGGCACGAUCACUAAGAGUAAUUCUGCUGCCCAGCUUGGUACAAAUCUUUCUGCAAGUGGAUCUUCCGGGGAUGUGGAUAGAGCUAAGCCUCUCACAGUGGAUGAUACACCCGACACAGUUCUGUGCGACUUUUGCUUAGAGGAGAAGGUAAAAGCCCUGAAGACGUGUCUGACCUGCAUGAUCAGUUACUGUGAAACUCAUCUCAGACCCCAUCUGGAGAAGCCCAAGCUGCAUGCCCACCAGCUGGUAAGUCCCAUAAACGACGCAGAGCUACGGAGGUGCAGCACCCAUAACAAACCACUUGACUGGUUCUGCCAAGAGGACCUGAUGUGCCUAUGCCAAGCCUGUGCCAUGGAACAGCACAAGGAGCACAACCCAAUCCCUUGCUGUGAGGCGAGGAAGCAGAAAGAGGCUGAAGUCUAUGAGACAGUGGCAGAAUAUGAAUGGAAAUUGAAGUCUGCCGAGAUCGCUAUUGAGAAACUGGAAGCAAACACCACAUCUAUCCAGAAUUCCAUUUUGGAAGCCAAAAAGGUUAUAAACCUUCAGUUUGCAGAUGUUCACAGCGCCGUCAAUAAAUCCCACACCAAGGUGCUGGAGUUCUUGGAGACGAGAGAGAGGAUGGCACUGAACCAGUCCAACGGGAUCAAGACCCACCUGGAGCAGAAGUGCAGCGAACUGAUUAAGUACAAAGUGAAGGUGGAGAGGAUUGCGAGUCACAAGAAUGAAUUCUCAUUCCUUCAGGAGUACUGUGAAUUUAAGAAGUCCUCAGGGGACGACACACUUCCCAGUGUUUAUAUUGGGCUGAAGGACAAGCUGUCCGUGAUACAAAAGGUGAUUUCCGAAUCGACAGAGAAGAUAAUUGAAAUGCUGCAGACCUCGUACAUGGACCGGCUGCAAGAAUUUGCUAAGGAAGAGGAUCUUGGGAUAAAAACAAUGGUUUCUGCCAUAGUCGCAAAGGAGCAUCGUAUCACUGCUCCAGAGCCUGAGUCACGGAAUGAGUUCCUCAAAUAUAAGUCCAAUCUUACCCUGGAUCCAGUGACAGUUCAUCGAUUCCUGAGGCUGUUAGAAGACAACCGCAAAGUGUCCAACACCGCCCCUUGGCAACAUCCGUACCCUGAUGACCCCCAGCGGUUUGAGGACUUCCGGCAGGUGCUGAGUGCCGAGAGCUUCUACAUGGGGCGCCAUUAUUAUGAGAUCCAGUUUAAAGGGGAAGAAAUUUACAUGGGUCUGACGUACAAAUGCAUCGAUAGAAAGGGUUCAGAGAGUAACAGCUGCAUCACUGGCAAUGACUUCUCCUGGACCUUAAAGUGGAAUGGGAAAGAGUUUUCUGCCUGGCACAGCGAUGUGGAAACCCCCCUGAAAACUGAAAAAUUCUCCAGGGUGGGCAUCUAUAUUAACUAUGUGAGUGGCAAUAUAUCAUUUUAUGGGGUCACAGACAAAAUGACCCUCUUGCACUAUUUUGAUGGCAAAUUUACAGAACCGCUCUAUGCAGCCUUCUGGCUACCAAAGAAGGAAAGUUCUUUAGUGGUUUUAAGCCCAGAUAACAUCAUGUUGCCUCCUGUCUCCUCCCCUACAACAGCUGGCACACCCUAACAGUCCUGGCCACCAUUCAAGGAGACAGAGAUAAGAUCAAUGCAUACACAAAACCCAAUGCUUUCUACAGUUACACUUGUAUGAGUAUCUCUUCUCCAUCUCACAUUACACUCCCAUUGCUUAGUGCAGCCUCAUCAUAGAUUGUAAUAGCAAUUGUUCUAAUGCUAAAACAUCUUUCCAGUUCUGCUCCUGGAUUUUCCUGAUGUCUCUUCUAUUUCAGAGCCAACUGGGCUUAUGCACAAGACUUGUUACCAAAGACUUUUAUACCUUUUUCUUACCCACUAUGCCCAUGACCGUUUUUGUCAAUACCUUUCUGCUAAACAUGUCGAAUUACAAUAGGCAAUAGUAUUAAGAUUCUAUGAUUUGCUUGCUAGGCUAGAAUAUAUAAUUUCACAGAGGUCUAUUAUACAGACAAUGACAGAUUCAGGCCUACUGCUAUGUGAGCUAAAAGCACAGACAGAGGAAGACUCAACAGGACUAGGGCACACCAGGCUAUUCCUCUGUAUCCCAGUGGGCCAGACCAUCCCUUUUUGGAUGUAACAGGGUGUUCUGUAAAAUUGAGGUUGAAUUUCUCUUGCCAACAACCCCUUACAAAAAACCCUUUAGUUAUUAUAAAUAAAGGCUCACAGGUGUCCAGUCCAGGAUAGGACAAAAACAAAGAGGUCCUGUUGACACAAUAGCAGUAAUUUAAAGACGCUUGCCCAUCAAUUUCAACCUUUUUGUCUAAAUGAAACCUACCUAAUAGGCACCUGUCUCAAACUGAUAAGCUCUGAUAAGCAGCCUAUGUCUAUCUGUCACUAAGGUGAAAUGUCAUUAAACUACAUGUCUCAUCAUCCACUGAUAUCCCCAACAUCCUCUCCAUUUAAUAAAAGGGCAUGGCUCCUAAAUAGGAUGCAACAUUCUCAGUAUGGCGCAGCAAUUGCACCCCUUUAUUACUCUCAUACCUGACUUUUCAGGAAGAGUACCGAAUUGCCCCAUGUCAUUUGGCUACUGUGAUAUUUCUACUCUGUAUUUAUUUGCUAUGUUUUAUUAAGUAAGAAUAAAGCAUACUACUUCUUGCA
Molecule: messenger RNA, 2806 nt
Organism: Xenopus laevis (African clawed frog)
Lineage: Eukaryota; Metazoa; Chordata; Amphibia; Anura; Pipidae
Gene: trim16.S
Product: tripartite motif containing 16 S homeolog
Exons: 6
Coding region: 54-1745 (563 amino acids)
Cellular component (GO): cytoplasm
Molecular function (GO): zinc ion binding
Source: RefSeq, a predicted model, not a curated record